Rotaria sp. Silwood2 is the source of this 2850-nucleotide messenger RNA. The record is from the annotation of a GenBank genome assembly. Lineage: Eukaryota; Metazoa; Rotifera; Eurotatoria; Philodinida; Philodinidae.
AUGGAUAUUCAAACGGAUCUUUUGAAACAAAUACAAGAAUUAGAAGAAGAAAAUAGUGAACAAAGUUUAAUACCAAUACAUGUUUUAAAAACUGCACAGGAACAUGUUGAUGGUGAAUUAGAAGAACGAUUAGUAAAGGCAAAGAAUGAUUCUUCUGGACAACGCAUCGUACUAAUUCCUUAUAAUUUGGGAAAUUUUCAUUUAACUGGUAUAUAUAUUAAAUUUCAAACAAAUGGAUCUGUUGAACGAGCCGAAUUCAUUAAUCCAGUUAGAGAACAUAAUGGUAUUCCUGAUCAAUUACAACAAUCAUUCAAUACAAUUUUUCAACGUUUUCAUUUACAAUUACGAAAAUGUGAACAGCCUGGUGGUCAAAAUAUUAGUGGACAUUUAACAAAGAAAUAUUUAUUGGCAUUAGUCAAAGAAACAGCUUUCAUAACUGAUUCAUCUCCAACGAUGACUAAUGAAACAACUCAAUUAACCAAUCGGCAAGAAGAAGAAGAAGAACAACAACAACAACAGCAGAAUAUUGAUAGACCAUUAUAUUCUCAAGGUAAUCAUCCCCUGAUUUCUAAUUUGUCGUGCAUAGAUCCCUAUGAGAAUAUUCAUACGUCACAAUCACCAGUGAACAUAUCAGAAACUGAUAGACCUAGAGAAGUUACGAGUGAAAAUAGUCAGCCAUAUAGAACUGCAACAGAUAGUCAUCCAACAACUACAGAUACCCCUGUAGAAGAUAGGGAUACAGAAAAGAAUGCUGAUCGAAUAGAAGCAUCAAUAACAAAUGAAAGUCUACAGCAUUUAUAUGAUGAUAUGAAUUCGAUGCCAUCAUGUUCCGAACGAUCAGUAAUCAGUUUACUUUAUUAUAUUUCUUGUGAAUUGACUCAAAAUAAUCCUAGUGGACAUGUCAAUUCAAUUAAUAAGGAACUUGAAAGUUUAAAAAUGCGAAUGAAUUCCGAAGAAAAAUCCUUAUCGAAUAUCCGAAAUUCUGUAAAAGAACUUUCAGUUUAUAUUCAAAAUCAGAAUUGGGAAGAAGCGUUAAAGUUACUACGAAAACUUUUUAAAGAAAUCUGUCCAUUAAAUAUUCAUGAUCUAUUUCGAUUUAUACGAAAAGUCGAUGAUGCAGCAGAUGUUAUUAAAAAUAAGGAUAUUAUUUUUCUUCUCGGUAAUACCGGAGCAGGAAAAUCGACCACACUUCAUUUUCUUGCUGGAUCAAAAAUGAUUGCAACAAGAAUCAAAGGUCUUAAUCAUAUCAUGGCGGCAAGUUGGAAAAAUCCCGAUCUAAGAAAUGUUACGACAUCACCUUCAGCAAAAUCCGAGACACGUUUUAUAAUUCCCAUAACUGUUGAUUUGAGUGGUGUUGUAGCAUCUCGUUCGGAUAGUAUUAUCAUAUGUGAUACACCAGGAUUUGAAGAUACCAAUGGUCCGGAAGUCGAUAUUGCUAAUGGUAUAAGUAUUAUUCGAGCGAUUCGAGAAUGUAAAAGUGUCAGACCAGUUGUUUUAGUUAGUUAUAAAGGAAUUGGUGAUCGAUUUGAAGGACUAAAAAAUCUGACUCAUUUAUUAGCAGGUUUAAUACCAAAAAUUAAAAAUGAAAUUCGAGCCUUCUCGUAUAUAUUUACAAAAUAUCCCGAAAUUGAAAAAGGCACAAUUCAUGAGUCAUUAAUAAAUAUUAGUGAAACAAUGAAUGAACAGGAAAAAUCCGAUAUUAGUUUUAUGAAUUUAUUUGAAGAUAUGCUACUAAAAACUAAGCGACAAACUCUUGUCUUAGAUCCCGUCAAAGAUGAACCUAAAGAAUUUCUUUACGAGCUACUUCGUUCGACUGCCAUUGAAGAUCCCAAAGAAGUUUUUCAAUUUUCGAUUACAGAUAAAUCGAAAAACAUUGUGAAUAAUCAAGUUCGACUCUAUCAAUUAAGUAUUCUAUCAGCUAUACAGCGUUACGAAUAUUCUGUCAUAAAAUACUAUCUUGAUCAAAUAAAAUAUUUAAAUAGUUUAUUAAAUCAAGUUAACAUAGAACAGAUCUAUUUAAGUUGUGUCGCAAGUUUAAGUAAACAUCUUUCCGAUGAAUAUGAAAAAGGUACAUUAAUGUUAGAUCGAUGUUUAAUCGAUGAAAAUAUUUUAACAGUAAAUGAUAUUAAACAAUAUCAAACAUAUAUUGAUCAUGCAAAUCAAGCAGAACAAUUAAGAAAUGAUCACUUCGAUGAGACAGUUCUUCAUAGUGGCGCAUUCAUUCAGUAUUUAUUUCGUUUAAUGAAAAAGAUCGAAGAUGAAUUAAAAGAAAAAGCAAUCGAUGAUCCAUCCGUGAAAAAUAGUUUCGAUAAAAUUCGACUUGUUGCCAAGAAUUUUCCGGAUUUUAGUAAUGAAUAUGAAAGUGUACAAAAGUUAUUCACAGAAAAAAUUGAGACAGAAAUAGAUCUUUUCAAAGAGUUUAUCUCUAAAGAUCAAUUUCAAGGAGGUGUCAUAAGUAUGACGAAGUUAUCUAGUGCAGUGAAUAUUUUACAUGAACAUUUCAGUGACGGAUAUAUCGAGGAAAAAUAUCGAUUAUUAAAAGAGUAUCUUCUCGAUCAUUUGAAACAUUCUGUAAACGGCUCACAGUUAAUAUUUCAGAAACCGAAACUUGACGAAUUGGACAUUGGUCAAAUCAAUAAAUGUUUAGAUAAGUUAGACAAAGCUUUACAAACUAUCGAUAUCGAAAAACAUAUUUCAAAAACUGAGAUUAAAGAACUUCGUCAGAGUGUUGUAUCGAAAAUGGUGACUCUUUUCAAACGUUUAGUAGGAGAAACAGAAAAAGAAUUUAAGAAAGAAGAUGGAUGGCAACAUUUAGGAAAUCUUCUUCAACAAUUAGAUUUAAUUCAAACG